AUGGCGGGUGAAAAUUAUUGCUCAGUUUGUGAAGGUAUUAUUAGCACAGAGAAUGAUUUGGCGGUUUGUUAUAAAUGUAAAGAAGAGAUUUUCCAUAAAGCGUGUGGAAAAAAAGUAUUUGACUCCCUUAGAUGUCUUAAUUGUGGACCAAUUGAAAAGAGAUCAUUAAGUCAUCAAAUAGGAGAGAUAUCAAAAGGUAAAGCUAAAUUAGAAACAAGAACUAGUAGGUUCACAGGUAUAAAUGUAACUAAAGAAUUUAUUGAAAGUGGUGAAUAUGGAAUAAGUAAAGGUGAUGAUGAUGAUGAUGGUGAUUAUGUUGGUGGUGAUGAUUCAUCAAGCGAUGAUGAAUACUUUGGUAAUCCAACAGUCCUAAACAAUUAUCCAACUACUAUGAAUAAUGUUGAUUUAAAUUUUCCUACAUUUUUUUUAUUAAAUGAAGAUAUGAAAAAACGAAAACAAAAAAUAAAAGAAGAUGGAAAUAAUGAAGAGAUUAAAAAAAUUGAACAAGAAGAAAAAAUGAUUAUUCAAGAGUAUCAAAAUGAAGAGAUUUUAAAAUUUUUUGGAGAUAGGAGUUGUUUUAAACAAACUCAACUUGCAUAUGAAGCAAUGGUUCAAUGUUUAAAAGAUUUGAAAGAGUCAAUUGAACGAAUGUUUAAAGUUGUUAGCGUCAAAACUUUAGGUGAUAUUAGUAGUUUCAUAUCAAUGUCGUAUCCUAAAAAGAGUUUAUUGGAUAUUAGAGAUAUAGCAUUAGAAUUGAUUGGUCAAUCCAUUGAUGACAGUAUCCAUCAUAUACCAACAUCAAUACUUUAUACAAGUUCAUCAUCACCAGAGGUUGCACAAUUAUUUCAAUCGGUUCCAUCCAAUGUAAUGAUGAGAAUUAAAUCACAUCAACCAUUCAGUAGUGAUAUUAGUUCACAUUUAUGUGAACCACCAACCAUAACAUUAAAUCCUGAUUGUUGUAAUACAUUUAAAUCAACCGUUUCAACCAUUUGUCAUUCAUUAACCAAAGAUUAUGAUGUCACUAAAUUCCCAUCACCACAUUUUGAAGAUUUAUCACGUUGGUAUUCAAAUUAUUUCUCAAUACCAUUAAUUCAAGAAGUUAUUGAAUUAUUUAAACAACAACAACAACAACAACAACAACAACAACAACAACAACAACAACAACAACAACAACAACAACAACAACAACAACAACAACAACAAAAAGAUAAAUUAGAAGAAAUAAUGUUAGUUAGAACACCAGUUAUAUUGGUUAUUGAAGAUUUUGAAACAUGGAAUUCAGAGGUAUUAUCAGAUCUUAUUCAUUUACUUUCAGCAUAUCGUCAUAGGAUACCAUUUGUAUUAUCAUUUUCAAUUUCAACAAGUGCUGAUGCAAUUCAUAAAGUUUUACCCUAUCAAGUGGUGUCACUAUUAAAUUUAAAAUCACUUCAUCUUCGUUCUCAAAAUGAAAUGUUUGAACAAUUAGUAAAACAUUUAUUUUUAAAAAGUCAACCAUAUAUCAUUAGUAAAAAAGCUUAUUUAUAUUUAUAUUAUAAUUUUAAAAAUUCUUAUAUGUCACUUUCAACAACAAUAUCAGUAUUAAGACAUUUUAUUAUUGAUCAUUUUUUAGAGAAUGGAUUAUCAUAUUUGACUUUAGAUCUUUCAAAUUUUCAAAUUGAUUUAAAAGAUGAUGAUGAUGAUAUGGAUGGUUGUUCAACAAUAAAGCUUGAACCUGAAAAUGAUUCAACUGAUUCAACUGUUAACGAUGAAGUAGGAACAGGUGAUAAUAUUGAUAAUGAUAAUGUAUCAACACAUGGUGAAGAAGAUACACCCGAUAGUCUUGUCAAAAGUGAUAUUGAAUGUCAAACAUUAUCAUACUCAAGUGAUGAUGAAAGAAAUGAUUAUGAUACUUCAACAGAUUCUGAUAAUUGUUCUAAUUUUCAUAAAAAAAAACCUAAUAGUAAUAAUAGAAUUAAAAGUGAUUUAGAGUGUAAUGAUAAUGAUAAGGAUAAUGAUGAUAAUGAUAAUGAUAUUAAUGAAAAUAAUAAUAAUAUUAAUAAUAAUAAUAAUAAUAAUAGUAAUAAUGAUGAUAAUGAUAAGGAUUCAUUUGGACCAAAAAGAAUACCAAAUCAAAGAUUUGUAACCUUAAUUCAAAAAUUACCAUCUUUAAAUACAGAUGAAAUUGAAAAUUCAAAGAUUUCAACAAAUAGAAAACUAAAUAAAUUACAAAGUAAUUUAAUAAUAUUUAAAGAGAGUAGACCAAUAAUGUUGGAAUUAUAUUAUACGAUUCUAUCGAAAUUCCAAAAAUCAAAAACAUUGAAAUAUUCAGAACUACUCAAGAAAAUAUCAUUAAAUGAUAGAAAAUCAUAUGAAACAUUAAGAAAGACAAUUUUAACAAAUCCAGAAUCCAAACAAUCAAUUGAAACAUUAUUAGAUUUGUUGAAAACCUCAAGACAUCACUUCGAAAGAAUUAUCAAAGCCACCAAUAGUUUAAAAUUAUUCCAAACACCAAAGAGCAAAAAGUAUCAGGAUUUAGUGAAAAUUGAAAAUCUAAUUUUAAAAUGUAGAACUUUGUCAAAUAAUUUUAAAAAUCUAUUAUUACCUCCAGAUGAACAAUCAAAAUCUAUUAAAAAUGAAAUUAAACAACAACAACAACAACAACAACAACAACAACAACAACAACAACAACAACAACAUCAACAACAACAAAAAAUUGAAAAUGAACAAAAAAAUUGGAGCAUUAAAAAGAAAAGAGAACAUCAACUUCGAAAUAUUCAAAAACCAACAGAUUCUUAUUUUAAAAUUUAUUCAAGAGAAUUUUUAGAUGAUAUAGUUUCUGUUAUUAUAGAGGAUUAUUUAUAUCCUCCAUUAGUUUCAGUGCCCUUAUCAGAAAUAUUUGAUUUUACCCAAACAGUAUUCAUUACCCAAAGUAGAUUCAAUUUCCAUACAGCAGAAGGAAUUAACGAUAAUUUAAUACAUUCAGUAAGAAAAUUAAAAUGUGAAUGCUGUAUUGAUUCUCUUUGUGGUACUAUGGAUGAUUUUUCAAUUUCUUUUAUUUUAUUAUUAAGAAGUGGUAGAUAUAUUAAUUAUUUUGAUUGGUUAACUUCAUUUUGUUCAAUUAUAAAUGGAGAUAAUAAUCCAACUCCUAAUCUAAAGGCAAGAUUUAUAAAAUCAGUCGAUACAUUUGUAAGUUUGGAAUUAAUUAAAAAAACUAGGAAAAGAAAAGAUCAUUUUGAAAAAAUUGCUUUCUUAACUACAUCAUAA
Molecule: messenger RNA, 3243 nt
Organism: Dictyostelium discoideum AX4
Lineage: Eukaryota; Evosea; Eumycetozoa; Dictyosteliales; Dictyosteliaceae
Gene: orcC
Product: origin recognition complex subunit 3
Exons: 7
Coding region: 1-3243 (1080 amino acids)
Biological process (GO): DNA replication
Cellular component (GO): nucleus; nuclear origin of replication recognition complex
Molecular function (GO): DNA binding
Source: RefSeq, a predicted model, not a curated record